This is a messenger RNA of Oncorhynchus mykiss (rainbow trout), 1718 nucleotides long. RefSeq lists its product as uncharacterized. Gene Ontology annotation, biological process: regulation of transcription by RNA polymerase II. Lineage: Eukaryota; Metazoa; Chordata; Actinopteri; Salmoniformes; Salmonidae. The record is from RefSeq and is a predicted model, not a curated record. Gene Ontology annotation, molecular function: RNA polymerase II cis-regulatory region sequence-specific DNA binding; DNA-binding transcription factor activity, RNA polymerase II-specific.
GAUCUGAAUAGUACCGUUUUUGUUUGACAUUCAGGGUAGUGGCGUGAAUUUGGUUCGUGUUAAUGUAUUUAUUGUUGGUAAUUUAGUAUGAUUUGUUCAUCCACAACAUUUUUUGUUUUUGUGGUAUUUAAAAAAAUUUCCCGUACAGUAGGUGGCGGCAAUACACUUUAUGAGUGUAGUCCGCCAAUAAACAUCAGCAAAGAAGAAGGUUAUGAACGCAGCACAAGACAUUGUCAGCGGGUAUGGUUUGUUUGUGACAGCCAUUCUUCCUUCGUUGACGAAGCCAUAGUAGCUGAAUACCCAACUCUCAGUCGACUGAAAAUGUCUAAACUACAGUUGUUACGUGUGUUUUUAAAUGAGCGUUUAACGGCGGCUGCUGUGGAGAUUUUCGGGGCAGUUGAGAAAACGGUAGUGGAGUACCAGGAGGAGAAUGAUCGGCUACGGAGACUGCUGGGGAUCACACCGGAGAUACAACUAUGUGGAAUAGACUCCCUGCAGCUCUCUGUCUCUGAAGAGGAGGUUCCCCCUGAGCAGCAGCACUGUGAGCAGGAGUGGAGCCCCAGUCUGGAGCAGGAGGACACCGAGCCCACACAGAUUAAACAGGAACAGGAGGAACUGGGAACCAGUCAGGAGGAAGAGCAGCUUCAAGGGCUCAUUCAUACCAAAGACUCCAUAUUCCCUUCAACUUCCGUGAAAAGUGAAUGUGAUCAGGAGGACCAUCUUUGGUUCUUGACUCUUCCCCAAACCCAGACUGUGGAGAACAGAGAGAGUGAACCUAAACCAAUGCAUCUCACAUCUUUUGGCACCAUGACCCACCUAAAGGGUCUCAACAUUCACUGUGACCCUCCAGAUAAUCAAAACAAUGCAUCAAGCCACAGCUCAGCUGUAAGCAUUGACCCAGUAAGACUUUACAACAGUCCACUAUUGGAUCCCAGCCCACCUUUGGAUCUCAAUCGACCAAUGGAGAAACACCGUUCCAAGCCCAGCAUCAUGUCCAGAAAAGCUCUGGAAGCUGACCUGCAGAGGAAUGUGACUCUCGCCAAGAAGAGCCUAAGUGAAUGCUACAACUCCACCUGUAAACUGAAGGCCCAUGUCCGACUCUGUCAUGGUGGUAAACCCUGCACCUGCCCCUUUUGUGGCAAGAUCUUCAAACAAAAAGGACAUCUAUCCAGGCACAUGAAUAUUCACACAGGAGAGAAACCGUUUACCUGUGGUGACUGUGGGAAAACCUUCAAUCGCAAGGAGCACCUAACUAAACAUAGACAGACUCACACAGGAGAGAAACCCUUUAGCUGUGGUGACUGUGGGAAAAGCUUUAAUCGCAAGGAGCACCUAAAUAAACAUAUACGCAUUCAUAGAGGAGAGAAACCAUUUAGCUGUAGAGACUGUGGAAAAAUGUUCAAUCGGAAGGGAAACCUGAAUUUGCACAUACUGACUCACACAGGAGAGAAACAACAUGGCUGCUCAGUCUGUGGUAAAAGAUUCACUCAGAAGACUCAUCUGCUGAAGCAUAUGGACAAUAUCCACAAAGAGGGAAAAACAGACAGAAGAAAUAAAAUCUUCAGUCAGAAGAUGGGAAUAAAAAGACAGGAUGUGGACAACACUCUUACAAAAGGAGAGCAACUCCAGACCAUUCAUACUGUGUCUCUCAGAUGAAUAAAUGUAUCAUAGAUUGUCAUAAAACAUUGUAUGUAAAUAAAGUUUGAUUUGGAUUUGAA